Messenger RNA from Meriones unguiculatus (Mongolian gerbil), 603 nucleotides. RefSeq names its product mitochondrial translational initiation factor 3 (gene Mtif3). NCBI's taxonomy places the organism in Eukaryota, Metazoa, Chordata, Mammalia, Rodentia, Muridae. The record is from RefSeq and is a predicted model, not a curated record.
AUGACUAUUAUUCAAAAGAGGCUGACUCUUCAAACCAUAAAGACUGAAAAUAGAAGCAUUGGAAGAUAUUUUUGAAAACACAUUGUGCAAAUGUAAGACCCAGCACUUACAUUGUCUCUGAUUGCUUCCUCCCUAAGACUGCUGCCGUAUCUCAUUUUUGCAAAAGAUUUUAGUAUUGUACAGAAAAAGAAAAAGAAGGAUGUAUUUGUUAAGACAGGAAGGAAAAUUAGUAAGCAAAUUAUCCAUGUCCUUGAUACACCAAAAACCAUGUCUUCAAAUAUUGUACAACACUAUCUGGAUACAAAAUGCAAACAGUUUAGGAUUAGAUUGAGAAAUAUUAAGUUCAAGUCACUAUAGCGAAAGGGAAAAUGAGGACAAGCCAGAAAAUAAAACAAUGAGAUAUUUAACAAAAUUCUCCAGACUGUGCCCAGAGUAGCUACCUUCUCAAUCAGAUCACAGAUUCUUAGAGGAGGAAUGGUCUUCAUGUGUGUUUUUCACCAUCUGAAUAAGAAAGAGGAAGAGCUAUACAGAGACUCUCAAGAGACCCAGGAAAGAACUUUGAAGAAAGACACCAUAUUUGACAGAGAAUUAGAUGUUCUGUAA